CACGCAUCGGCUACACACACACACACACACACACACACACACUCUCUCUCUGAGAGUGAGCGAGGAUCUCAGUGCGCAGUGCGGAGCUGAAAACAUGAGCAGCGUUGCAUUGAUGUUCAGGGUUUGUGCAUGAUGCAUUAGACACACACAGGUGUGAUUUGACAGAGAUCAUGCGUGCGAUGCGCUCGAGUGUCUCUUCGCGGGGAAAGUGUCUUCAUGAGUGUCCAAAGUAACAGCAACAGCAGUGGAAGUUUGGACGGAGCGCCAUCUUGCUCUCAGUUCUCGACUGGAUCUCCGACCCCGGGCUCAGUUUCUCCGCUCGAUAUCUGCGCUCCGCGGAGGCGUAAGGAAGGUAUGGAUGAACUGCAUUCUCUGGAUCCACGCCGGCAGGAGCUUUUAGAGGCACGUUUCAUCGGAGCAGUUAGUGGAAAUACAGGAGGAAGCACAGGGAGCGCGAGUGGAGGACCUAAAGGUUUGAACAAUAACGAAUGUUCCAGUCACAGUUUUGGCAGCCUGGGGUCAUCUAGUGACAAGGAGUCUGAGAACUCUGACAUAAAGAAAGGAGGAUCGCCUGCAUAUUCAACUCCAGAGAAGAAGCACUCCGAGUCGUCCAGAGGAAGAAAGAGGAAGGUUGACAACCAGUCAGAGAGCAGCCAAGGAAAGUCUUCCGGCCGAGGGCCCAAGAUCAGCGAUUAUUUUGAUUUCCAGGGAGGAAACGGAUCAAGUCCAGUCAGGGGGCUUCCUCCGGUCCUGCGCUCACCACAGAACUCUCACUCUGCACCCGGCUCUAUCGUCAGACAGAACAGCUCCUCACCCACCAGCCUGUGUUUCAUGGAUCACACAGUGAAUCCAAAACAGCUGAGCAGCAGAAGUGUCCAGACGGAUUUGACACUGUUGAAACUGGCUGCACUUGAGAGCAAUAAGAAUCUUGACCUUGAGAAGAAGGAGGGCAGAAUAGAUGAUCUACUCAGGGCGAACUGUGACCUCCGCAGACAGAUAGAUGAGCAGCAGAAGCUGCUGGAACGUUUCAAGGAGCGUCUGAACAAAUGCACUACGAUGAGUAAAAAACUGCUCAUUGAGAAGAGCACUCAAGAGAAGCAGUCCUGCCGUGAGAAGAGCAUGCAGGACCGGCUGCGUCUGGGGCAUUUCACCACAGUCCGGCACGGAGCGUCCUACACGGAACAGUGGACAGAUGGAUAUGCCUUCCAGAACCUGGUCAAGCAGCAGGAGUGGAUAAACCAGCAGAGGGAAGAGAUCGAGAGGCAGCGGAAACUUCUAGCGAAGCGCAAACCUCCCAGCACACCCUCCUCCCAGAGCCCGACCCCCAAUGAGUCCAAACAGAGAAAGACCAAAGCUGUCAAUGGAGCUGACAACGACCCCUUCCUCAAACCCAGCCUGCCUACACUGCUGACUGUAGCAGAGUAUCACGAGCAGGAAGAAAUCUUCAAACUAAGACUGGGCCAUCUCAAAAAGGAGGAGGCAGAGAUCCAGGCGGAGCUGGAGCGGUUGGAGCGUGUGAGGAAUCUGCACAUUCGAGAACUUAAAAGAAUCAACAAUGAGGACAGUUCUCAGUUUAAAGACCAUCCAACCCUAAAUGAAAGGUAUCUUCUCUUACACUUGCUGGGAAGAGGUGGUUUCAGUGAAGUUUACAAGGCAUUUGACCUGUUUGAGCAGCGAUAUGCAGCUGUGAAGAUCCACCAGCUCAACAAGAACUGGAGAGAAGAAAAGAAGGAGAACUACCACAAACAUGCCUGUAGAGAAUAUAGAAUUCACAAGCAACUGGACCAUCCCAGAAUAGUCAAACUCUACGACUACUUUUCCCUGGACACUGACACAUUCUGCACCGUUCUCGAGUUCUGUGAGGGGAAUGAUCUCGAUUUCUAUCUGAAGCAACACAAGCUGAUGUCUGAGAAAGAGGCUCGCUCCAUCGUCAUGCAGAUAGUCAACGCCCUCCGAUACCUCAAUGAGAUCAAACCACCCAUCAUCCACUACGACCUGAAACCAGGAAAUAUCCUGUUGGUGGAUGGAACAGCAUGUGGGGAGAUAAAGAUCACAGACUUUGGCUUGUCUAAAAUCAUGGAUGACGACAGCUAUGGUGUGGACGGGAUGGACCUGACAUCGCAGGGAGCCGGAACCUACUGGUAUUUGCCACCAGAGUGUUUUGUCGUUGGUAAAGAACCUCCAAAGAUCUCUAAUAAAGUAGACGUGUGGUCUGUGGGCGUUAUUUUCUUCCAGUGCCUGUAUGGACGAAAGCCGUUUGGCCACAAUCAAUCCCAGCAAGACAUCCUUCAAGAGAACACCAUCCUGAAAGCCACCGAGGUGCAGUUUCCUGCCAAACCUGUGGCGAGCAACGAAGCCAAGGCGUUUAUCCGCCGCUGUUUGGCUUACAGGAAGGAGGAUCGCUUUGAUGUCCACCAGCUGGGCAGUGACUCGUACCUUCUUCCUCACAUGAGACGAUCCAAUUCGUCUGGGAACUUGCAGGCCACGCCCGCAAGCCCCGCCUCUUCAGGAAUCAUCUCCUACUGAUUGGCUGAUCGAUCUUGAUUGACGGUUCUGAUGGCGAGUUCCCUCCCUUCAUCACCUCGGGGUGGACAGGAAGGGGGAGGAGCUAUAUAUGUCAGCUGUAGGACCCGCACACAGCGGCCACAGUGACUGCCAUUGAUAUUGGGGCAGGAAUGGCUGAUGUCAUUUCCUGUGUGGAUCCAGAUGUCAGUCAGAGCUAGAACCAUUUGAAAAUGGAUAUUUGUUUUUUACACAAGGCAUUUUGUGGAGUAGAUUUGGGAGGGUCGCGCUAACGUUUUAGCUUCUUGUUGAUAUCCUCCCUGAGCUACGCCUCUGUAACGGGGUGUUUCGUUUUGUGUAAAUGUGAAAUUUAGAGACAAUUAAUAGUAGUGUGAUUGGAAAUAGAAGAAUGAGUGUUUUAAUGUGACACAAUAGUGUCUGUAUGAGAAUUUGUGUGUGUGCGCCUGUAAAUGGAUGUUUUACGCCACAGCGUUAUAUGUUGGCUGUUCAUAACAUACAUGUGUUGGGCACAGAUUGCAAGGUGUGAGUGUUACAAAAAUGCUGUGUCUAUUUUACUUCAAAGUAACAUGUAUGAAAAAUGUCAGUUUGUUUAAAUGGGCUUAAUAUUUGCAAAAUGUGGAUGGGUGAAUCUCACCAAAAAUGUCCUGGUCACAUUUCACCCCAAAAUCAAGGGGAAAAAAGUUGCUUAAUUUACGUGAAAGAAAUGAAGUUUUUUUUUUUUUUUUUUUAUGUAGAUUUUAACAGAUUUUGUCAAUUUUCAUGACAGUUAAGCAUUUAAAAAAUAUAUAUAUAUAUAAUAUGUAGUAUUUUUAUAUUGUUUUAUAAAAAUUAUGUAUUUGAAUGUGUGUGAGUGGACACACAUGUAUGUUUAUUUUACAUCAGUAUAUACACACAUACACACUAUAUAUGCUGAUGUAAAUAUAUAUUUUUUCAUUUUAUAUGUGUAUAAAGAUAUUUGUAUAUAUAUAUAUAUAUAUAUAUAUAUAUAUAUAUAUAUGUAUAUGUUGUAGAAAUUCGUUCCCUGUAAUAGUUUAACUGUCAUGAAAAUUGUCUUAUGUCCACACACACACACACGCGCGUGCACGUGUUCUGUGAGGGAAAUGGAAAAAGUGUGUGUGUGUGUGUAUGCUUUUUAAAGUACUUUUUAUUUACAUCAGCAUGAGUUAAAGGCAAUAUAAUAAAUACUAUGUGCAUAUACAAUGUGUAUUACAGUGAGUAAUUUUCACCCAAAUAAAAUAGGGUUCUUUAGAUUUUGGAGUGGAAAAUGACCUGGACGUGUUGUUGACCAGUUUCAUGAGAUUCACCUGUUUGUCCUGCAUGUAGGGGGAGAACCCGUGAAAUCAUCUCAGUAGAAUAAACCUCCUAUAGCAGAUCUCAAACAUCACAUACGAGUACAUUAAUGAAUCUAGCCUGUGCAGGGUUUCAUAUUUUCUCAGUUUGUUGGUGACUUUUGUUGUCUGAUGCGGCAUCAUUGCCUCGCUGCACCCUGACGUUGCUUUUAGUUUCACGAUUUACUCCGAUUAUGAUUCAGACCAAAUACGAAUUUGAUUUACCAGGAAACAGCAUGAAUAAACCUCCAUUGUGGUUGUGAAUGAGGUGUGUGUGUGUGUGUGUGUGUGUGUGUGUGAGCGAUGAUUGACAACAGACGGAAGGUGGGCCGGACCCCACCCCACCCUUGUUCAUUAACCCCUUUAUUCCCAGACCCAGUGCUGUCAUGUUGCUUAGCAACCCUCGCUGAUCCCGGAGCCUGAGUAAGGCCAGCAUCUCCGAACGACGUGGACCGGACCACGAUCGAACGCUCGAAGCUUCCAGAGUCUGUUUUCAGGGGACGAAUCUCAGCUUUUGUUGUUUCCUCUCUAAAUACUCUUUCAACCCCAGAAGCAGUUUUCAGCUCAACAUAAUAUGGUGACCUGUCUCCAAGUGCUGCUGCGAUUGUAGAGAAUGUAGCCAAAAGAGAAAUAAACAUUUUUGAAAAUA
Onychostoma macrolepis is the source of this 4500-nucleotide messenger RNA. RefSeq names its product tousled-like kinase 1b (gene tlk1b). The coding region runs from base 217 to 2526 and encodes 769 amino acids. The transcript is spliced from 22 exons. Gene Ontology annotation, biological process: chromosome segregation; intracellular signal transduction; peptidyl-serine phosphorylation. The record is from RefSeq and is a predicted model, not a curated record. Gene Ontology annotation, molecular function: protein serine/threonine kinase activity; ATP binding. Gene Ontology annotation, cellular component: nucleus. NCBI's taxonomy places the organism in Eukaryota, Metazoa, Chordata, Actinopteri, Cypriniformes, Cyprinidae.